Molecule: messenger RNA, 4456 nt
Organism: Bombina bombina (fire-bellied toad)
Lineage: Eukaryota; Metazoa; Chordata; Amphibia; Anura; Bombinatoridae
Gene: ARFIP1
Product: ADP ribosylation factor interacting protein 1
Exons: 9
Coding region: 215-1339 (374 amino acids)
Biological process (GO): regulation of Arp2/3 complex-mediated actin nucleation; intracellular protein transport
Cellular component (GO): trans-Golgi network membrane
Molecular function (GO): protein domain specific binding; phospholipid binding
Source: RefSeq, a predicted model, not a curated record
UACAGCCCCUGGUUUAGUAUUGUCUUCCGGAUCAUAGAGUUGUGAGACGUUGCUAGAGCUGACCAGCCCUGGCUGUCUUUUCAGCUUCCGGGUGCAGGAUCCGUACCUGGCUGUGAGAGGAGGUUGCACUUACUGGAUUGACACUCAGACCGGGGAGUUGCUGUGGAUACCGGAACUGCAGGAGAGACCACCAGGGCGGAAGCAGGAACUCACAAUGUCUGAAGACUCCCCAAGAAGCACAGCAGCUGAAAUAGCCGUGACCAGCAAUGGAGCAGUUGAUGAUACAAUAGAGCACAGUUAUAAUUCGGACUUAAAGCGGUCAAUACAAGCUGGACUUGGCCUUUCAGAAACCCAGAUCACCUCUCAUGGCUUUGAUGGCAAUAAAGAAGGAAUCAUUGAAGCUGGCUCUUUUCAAGGUUCCUUCUCCACAGCUAGGUCUCCAGUAGUAUUACCUAGCAGUACUGCAGCUAGUAGAUUGGCUGGUCAAGGAAGUGAUUUUAUUGCUCCUUCAGCAGAACGAGAGAGGACACAGCAGAAAAGUGGACCCAUUGUUCUGGCAGAAGACCCAAGAAGCACAGCUAUUGAAAAGUUUGAACUUGUAAGAAGAUGGAGUUUAAAUACAUACAAGUGCACCCGCCAGAUCAUCUCGGAAAAGUUAGGUCGUGGCUCCAGAACAGUCGACCUGGAGCUUGAAGCUCAAAUAGAAAUUCUUCGAGAUAACAAAAAGAAGUAUGAAAAUGUACUGAAGUUGGCACAGACGCUCUCUUCACAGCUCUAUCAGAUGGUGCAGACCCAGAGGCAGAUGGGAGAUGCUUUUGCAGACCUCAGCUUGAAGUCUUUAGAGCUACAUGAGGAAUUUGGGUACAAUGCAGAUACUCAGAAGCUUCUGGCCAAGAAUGGAGAAACUCUUCUUGGGGCCAUCAACUUUUUCAUCUCUAGUGUAAACACAUUAGUUAACAAAACAAUUGAAGAUACACUGGUUACAGUGAAGCAUUAUGAAACAGCAAGAAUUGAAUAUGAUGCAUACCGCACAGACUUGGAGGAGCUAAAUUUGGGACCACGUGAUGCCACAACAAUGCCUAAGAUUGAACAGUCACAUCAACUUUUCCAAACACACAAGGAGAAGUAUGACAAAAUGCGAAAUGAUGUUUCUAUCAAACUGAAGUUCCUGGAAGAAAAUAAGGUAAAAGUUCUGCAUAAUCAACUAGUCCUAUUCCACAAUGCUAUUGCUGGCUAUUUUGCCGGGAACCAGAAGCAGCUUGAACAGACGUUGAAACAGUUCCACGUUAAAUUGAAAACUCCGGGGGUUGAUGCCCCAUCCUGGCUGGAAGAGCAGUAAUCAAAGCACAAGUCUUUGUCUGACCAGGGUCAAUAAAUCUGAUGAGAAGAGGGGGCUGGGAAUAAGCAAACUUUCAUGAUUUAUGUGCAGACCAGUUUCAUUUUCUUUGUAAUACAUUAACAAUCACGUUGUAAACUGCUAAACAAUGCUUUAAUGUAUCAAAACAUCAUUUCUGUAUUUACCAAACAAUUUUUUUCUGUAAAGGGUGUCAGUCUAUUUCUGUAGUUUAAAAAAAAAAUCAAAUAUAGUUUUGCACUGAAAACAAAAACAAAAUAUAUAUAAUUAAAAUAGUUUCUGGCCUAAUACUGGCUGCUUGUUAUAUUUCCAAAGGGUUAUUUACACUAUUUGUACCACUACAAUCUGAUUUUAUAUUGGAAUAUAUUAAACAUCUGAAAGCUACUUCCAUGUAAUUGUGUUUUAAAAAGGUGGAAGUGCUGAUAUUUUGUGAAGUAAUGAUAAAAAAAAGUUGAAAUUGUAAAUAUAAAGUCUUUAUACAGUGACCUCUUCGAUGAGUAUUUAGACUGUCCAUUGGCUUUGCUAUUGCAGCAAAUACUUUUAUACCAUGCAAACAUUUUCAGUGUAGGAAGGCUUCAUAUGUAACAGUACUGCUAAUUUUAGAAGUUAUUUGUUUACUAAAUUAUUUUUUGUUUUAAUUCAGAAUGCAAACUGAAUGUUUAGAAUGAUAAAACCAGCCUUUAUCCCUUGACCAAUUUCCAAUUGAAUAGUUGCAUUCCAUUAUUUAGAGUCACAUGGUAUAUUUGUAAGUGCAUCAUGUUUGUUUGUUUUUUACAAAUGUUUUUUUCUAUAUGAAAAGGAAAUUUAUCAGAUAGGACUGUUAGCACUUUUAGUGCUUCCUCACCUGGUGAUCAGGAUAGGGACCACGGGGUGCAGUGUUCCACUGGUCAGCACUUCUCAGAGUCCUUCAUUUUAAGAAUGGAAUACACUCCAUAUUGUUGGUAACUUGGCUUGGAAUGUGCAUUUGAUAUUUUGUAUCAGCGUGUUGCUGGUUUUAUGGGCAGUUUAACCGAAUGCUAGCAUUUUUUUUCUAAUGGCUAUUAAAUACACUAAGCAAAUCAUAAGCCUUUUUUUUGUAGUUAACUGAUUGGCAAGCCCUUUGAAGCGUACUUGUUAUAAAAGUUUUCUAGAUUAAAUAGUUCUGUUAUUGGGGUUAACUUAUUGAAAAUCAGCUGAAAUGACAGCGCAAGGUUUCUACAACAUAAAGGUUACUCUCUGCAAAUUAAAGUAACAGUUAUAGGGACAUUAUAAACACUUACAAUAUUUUCCAUUACUGAACCUCGAUAACUGUGUGUGGAACCCUUCAGAGGUGAUCAACACACAGAUAAAGUUCCUCUCAGGAGCCGCAAGCAUUGUGGCUCUGAUGCAUUUUCCAUUACUGAACCUAAUGCAGGAAACCGACAGUUAGCCAAUCAGGAGUAGCAGGCACAUGACCCGCCCAUCACUGACCAUGUUCUGCUCAGGAGCUGAAAUACUUGCCCCUCCUGAGCAGGUCUUUCUUGUAUCGGAGCAUACUAAUUAUGCACAGAUAUAUUUAUUUCAUGUGUCAUAACUCAUUUUCCUAGCAACAACUUUUGGUUCAGUCAUGAUUUAAAAACUGUGUUUAUAAAACAUUCUACAGUUAUUGAUAUCUGUAUGUGCAUCUUAACUAUAUACAUAAAAUGACCUCAGAUAUAUUAGGGGGGACUUUGUACCUCUCUCAUGCACCCCAGGAUAUAUAGGGUUUGGAAUCUAUGCAAACAUUACCUACUAAAUGUACAAGUAGCAGCAAAUAUAAAGAAGUGGAAGAUAUCAAAAAUACUGAAUAAAAUGACUUCCUUUUUCUUAUGACAUGGGUUACAGAAAUGCUUCAUUGGUACUUAAUUACUCUGGACUGUGUUGUAUUAAAAGGGAGAUAGAUGGAUUAUGGUAGUAAAUCAGUGCAAGAAAUAGCUGCAGCGUAAUUGCUAAUUGAUUUAAUUUAAAUCUCACUUGUAAUUAAAUUAAUCUGAGAAAUAAUCUGAGGACAGUGUCACUUUUAAACUAUGCUUUUCACUGCUGAGAAGUGUGUUAAUAAAAUGUAUGGCUCAGAGGUUAGGAGCAGGGAGAUGCUCAGCAGAGAUGGAAAAUCUGUAAAGUAUUUGUCUUUUAUAAAGUUGUAGCUUUGUAUGAGAACUUAGAUUUCAAAUAGUGUGAAGCAUCUCUUUUUACAUACAAUAGGACUCCCUUAUUACCCAGCUUCUUGUAAGAUCUGACCUUGACUCUACUUAUCCCCAUAGACUCAUCUUUCACUUUGUGAGCACAGUUACGUCUUUUAAUGUUCAUAUAUGAGGAAAACUCAUUGAAUGUAGGGAACACCAUUUUAAGGCUCUAUGUUACAUUCCCAGUUCUUAUACAUAGUACCAAUUCCUUUUGAAAGAAGGACCAAUGUAUUCAAAAUAAAUAUAUAAAAACCGUAAAUAAAGAGAGGAGAAUGAGAAGAAUGUUGUUACAAUAAAACCUUAUUAACCUUAUUAGCCUUAUUAACAGAGAUGUGCCUUUUACAAGAUGUUGCAGUAAGUACGUUGGGCCUUCCAUGUGCACGGCCAUUACCAUUUAUGUUCCUCUGAAAAAUAUAAAGGAUAUGAAAGGAAAUAAAAAACCUUUUCAUUAAUUUUUUUUAUAAAGAAAAAAAGCAUUGGGUUAGUUUGCGGUGUACUAGGUGACAAUGCUUUUUAUAAUGUCAUUCAACAAUAUCUGUUGUUUGGUCCGUUUAUAGUCAUGUAAUAAUGUUUUAUUAAGUUUCUCUUUUAAUCAAAUGCUUUUGGAUUUCCUGAUUUGUACUUCUCAUUCCUUUGUGUCUUUUUCCCCUCUUCAUUUACUGUUUAAUGAAUUGUAAAGUUAAUACAGUAUUUACUCCAUUAAACUGUGUGAUUUUUGUAUCAUAUGUUUAAUAUAUUAAAUUGCAUUAGUUGACCUGUUUGUUAAAAAGUAUACUGUAUUUGAUACUCUCCUAUUGUUUGGUAUUUAAUAUCCAUCUUCUCAUUUCUUAUCUAUUCUUUUCUGUGAUAAUAGAUUACAGUCAAUAUCCACAAUAUGCAUCUGAUGUGAAUCCUGUAUUCAUAUUAAAGGUGUUUGCUGCAA